Rotaria sp. Silwood2 is the source of this 1839-nucleotide messenger RNA. The record is from the annotation of a GenBank genome assembly. Lineage: Eukaryota; Metazoa; Rotifera; Eurotatoria; Philodinida; Philodinidae.
AUGAGUUCAUCAUCUAAACGACAAUUACCAAAUGGGAAUUUUGAAUCAACUGAAAAAAUCCGACAUUUAAAUACAGCAUUAAUUAAUACAGAAAAUAAUUUACGACAUGCACAACAAAAUUUUGAAUUAUUAAAACAAAUUCAACAACCCACAUCAACAUCUUUAUUAGAUACAUUUCGUAAUAAUGGUACUAAUAAUGAUGGUCUUCUUUCAACAUUUGACUCAAAUUAUGAUCAAGAACAAACAACAAUAGGUUCACGACGUCCAACAACAUCAUCAUCGAAUAAUCAACGAAGUAACAGUAGUAAAGGUGUUCGUUUUAAUGAUGAUGUUAUUGGACGUUCAUUACAUAAUCUUAAUAAUGAAUUACAAUCAUUAUCAAGUGAACAUGGAAAACUUAAACAUGAAAUUAGUAAAACAACAUCAUCAAAACAUCAACAACAAAAAGAAUCAUUAAAUUUAAAUGACAGUGAUGAUCCUGAUGAAAAUGACUCAUUUCUAUCCAAACAAGAUCCACUAGUUGACGAGAUUGUUCAAUCACGUAUUGAUCGACGUUUACAAGAAAUCGAACGUGAAAUAAAACGUGAUAAAGAUCAACAACAACAACAAGGAGAUAUUCGUGUACUUAUAAAUGAAAUUCAAUCACAACGAAAUUCAACAACACCAAUUCAUAAUGAAGAAGAUAAAAUUUUACAAGCUCGACUUUUACUUGCUGAAUCAAAUAAACAAAUGUAUGAAUCUCAAUUACAAAAUGCUAAAAGACAAUUAGAAGAAAGUGAAAUUAAUAAAAGUUUAUUAGCACAACAGGUAGCACAACUUAGAGAUCAAUUAACAAGAACUGAUUUAGAACGUGAUAAACAACAAAGAGAUGAAGAAUUAUCAUUAACAGUUAAUCGACGGCGAAGAGCAGAACAAGAUCGUCUUCAAUUGGAACGUGAUUAUUUAAUUCAGCAACAAAUGAUGCUUUCAAAAUCGACAACAUUAAAUGAAAUGGUUACAUUUAAAAAAGAACUUGAAAAAAGUGAACGUCAACGUGAACAACUUUCAGAUCAUUUAGAGGUCUUAAUGAAAAAAUGUGAUGAUAAAGAAAGACUUGUUGCAAAAAGUUUACUUGAAUUAAAAGAAACAACAGAAAACUGUGAUACAUAUGAACGACAAAAUGCAAAAUUACAACGUGAUUUAGCAUUAGCAUUAGAAAAAUUAGAAGAAAUGACACAAGAAGCUGAACGUUAUGCACAAGAAGCAUUGAAUUCUCAAAAACAAUUAGUUGAUUCCGAACAACAACGAGAAGAAUUAAAAAUUCAAGCACAAGAAACAAUUAAACAAUGGAAAGCAAAAGUUAAAAAACUCGAAAAAGAUGUUGAUCGACAUAAAUUUGGUUCAACACAAAUGUUAGAACGAAACGAACAAUUAGUUAAAGAAACAGAAAAUAUUAAAACACAAAAUAUUACUUUACGUGAACAAAUUUCAAGACUUGAAACAGAUUUCAAUGAUGCAAAUACGAAAUAUAAUCGAUUAGAAGAACAUUUCAAACGAACUGAAAAUGAUCUUGUUCAAAUUCGUUCGAUACGUUCUACACAAGAAGCAGAAAUAGCAACACUUAAAAGUUCAGUUAACGAACUUGAAAGUCAAUUAUCUGUUUAUCGUCAACGUCAUUCACAAAUUGAUAAAGAAAAACAAAAUAUUCAACAAUUAUUACAAGAAGAAAUAAAUCAUCGAAAUAAUGUUGAUUCAAGAUUAAAACAAGCUGAACAAGAUAUUGAAAUGCUUAAUACAUCUCGUUCUCAAUUUCAACAACAUAUUAUGGAACUUGAAAAUGAACGCAUGGUACAAAUAUAA